AAAGCAACAAAUCAGCACUAACAUGCUAGGUGUGGUUGAUUGGAACAUGAAAUUUCUGUAUGUAUUACCUGGCUGGGAGGGUUCAGCCUCUGACUCCAGAGUUCUACGCGACGCAAUGAGUCGCCAAGAUGCAUUUGUUGUACCUCAGGGAAAAUAUUAUUUAGUGGAUGCUGGUUACACAAAUGGACCUGGAUUUCUAGCUCCAUUCAGAUCCACUCGGUACCACUUGAAAGAAUGGGUUUCAAGUCAACAACACAAAACUCCCAAAGAGUUGUAUAACUUGCGUCAUUCUCGUGCUAGAAAUGUUGUAGAGAGAACUUUUGGUUUGUGGAAGAAAAAAUGGGCUGUCCUACGUACACAAAGUUUCUUUAGAAUACAUGAUCAGAUUCGAAUUAUUAAUGCUUGCUGUGUGUUAUUGCAAGGGAUAGACAACAUCAGAUGGAUGAUCUAUUAUUGCAAGAAGUCGACGCUGAACUAG
Panicum virgatum (switchgrass) is the source of this 478-nucleotide messenger RNA. RefSeq names its product protein ALP1-like. The record is from RefSeq and is a predicted model, not a curated record. The transcript is spliced from 3 exons. Bases 23 to 478 code for a protein of 151 amino acids. Lineage: Eukaryota; Viridiplantae; Streptophyta; Magnoliopsida; Poales; Poaceae.